CUUUAAGAUCCCGAUAUCUGCAUCAUCGAUACCUUCGACCUCUCUCGCAUAUGAGUCGUGCAAGGUUUUCUCGAUUAAAUCGGACGUUUUCUUCAACCGCCGUGAAUGGAAGCAAUGAGUUGUUAAGCCUGCAAGAGGUGGAGAAGGUUCUGAGCGACGUCAGAGAAUAUGACGUGUCGGUGGUUCCGGUCGGGGACCAAUGCGAUUGGGCCGAUUUCAUGGUUGUUGCCACCGGGAGGUCCCCGUGGCACGUUAAAAACAUCGCCCAAGCCCUAAUUUACAAGGUUAAGCAGAAGCAAAAAGGAGCUGAGAGGAUGGUAUUACCCAGUGUGCAAGGGCAAGAGACAGGAAAAUGGAUUGUCAUCGACUCGGGUAGGCUGAUAGUUCGUGCUCUCGACGGGAAGGCAAGAGCUUAUUACAAUUUGGAAAAUAUUUGGACUCCCAUGACAGCCCACACGGAACCAGUCGAGGACUUGUCAAAAAAGCAUUUUAAAGGUUCGUCGUAUUAAUAAUUCCAAAAAGCCAGCUCAAAGAAGUGAUCAAUAAGUGUAGUUACUUUGUUUCAUGGGUUUUAUCGGCUUGUACUGAAA
Molecule: messenger RNA, 590 nt
Organism: Hibiscus syriacus
Lineage: Eukaryota; Viridiplantae; Streptophyta; Magnoliopsida; Malvales; Malvaceae
Product: protein Iojap-related, mitochondrial-like
Exons: 4
Coding region: 51-509 (152 amino acids)
Biological process (GO): negative regulation of translation; negative regulation of ribosome biogenesis
Molecular function (GO): ribosomal large subunit binding
Source: RefSeq, a predicted model, not a curated record